AUGCCUGAAGAUCUCUUUAAUAGUAAUUUCAAUCAUAAAUAUCUUUUAACAUAUAAAUGUUCUCAAGAUCAUUUAGAAAUGUUAUUUUUUAAGAUCCACCAAAGACUUGGUAACAACAACAAUCCUAAUGUUGUUGAAUUAAAAACAUCAUUAAAAAAAAUGUUACUAAAAAAUGCGAUUUCAUCAUCUUAUGCUGCCAAUUGUAUGGCUUUUGACAAUACAUCGGAAAGCAUUUUUGAAAUACGUUGGCGUAAAAAAUCUAAGGAUUUAUUAAAUACAGAUUCCAGUGAAGAAUCUCUUUCAAGUAUUUCAAUCCUUUGA
Myzus persicae (green peach aphid) is the source of this 321-nucleotide messenger RNA. RefSeq lists its product as uncharacterized. The transcript has a single exon. The record is from RefSeq and is a predicted model, not a curated record. Bases 1 to 321 code for a protein of 106 amino acids. NCBI's taxonomy places the organism in Eukaryota, Metazoa, Arthropoda, Insecta, Hemiptera, Aphididae.